Messenger RNA from Rattus rattus (black rat), 2326 nucleotides. RefSeq names its product ATPase H+ transporting V1 subunit C2 (gene Atp6v1c2). Gene Ontology annotation, molecular function: proton-transporting ATPase activity, rotational mechanism. NCBI's taxonomy places the organism in Eukaryota, Metazoa, Chordata, Mammalia, Rodentia, Muridae. Bases 892 to 2169 code for a protein of 425 amino acids. The transcript is spliced from 14 exons. Gene Ontology annotation, cellular component: lysosomal membrane; vacuolar proton-transporting V-type ATPase, V1 domain. Gene Ontology annotation, biological process: proton transmembrane transport. The record is from RefSeq and is a predicted model, not a curated record.
CUCAUUAGUCACACUGAACUCCUAUGCAACUUUUUUCCAUAUUAUGUUUUUCUGUCCUAGGGCUGGAACCCAGGGCCUUGCACCCGCUAGGCACGCAGUUCACCUUAAUUAUGUCCCUCAGCACGACUUCAGCAGCUUUAAAUCCCCUCUGUAUGGGUGGGGAGAGAUGGGUGUUUCCUGGGCAACCAGGAGCAAGCUGGCGCCCACGCAGAGUGUAGAGGAGCCUCUCCUCCCUGCAGGUGUGUGUGUUUGUGUGUUGGAAAACAUCUGUGAACCUGUUGCGCUGCUUUCCGUGGGUCAACCCGGUCUCUCGUGCAUGGACUUCGGAAACACCCUGGAGCAGGUGAUUCCCUGGAGACAGGGCUGGGCCGUGGUGGAGUGGAAAUGGGAGGCAAAGGCUGCAACCGGAGGACCCUCCUUUGGGAAUCCUGUCUUGUCGCUGCCUCACGGAGGUGGCUCCACUAGCUUUUCGGUUCUGCGGAUGGAGAUCGGGUCAGGCUCCCAGCUACCCCCAACUCCGGGUUAAACCCACGCGCAGAAGAGACCUGGGACCCCCUGCGUCGACUAGUGUUUCCUCUGUACCCUGCCUGCAUAGUGGCUUUCCGGAGCUUGAGUCUCGGGUCCCCAGCAGCAGCAGGACACGGACACCGAGGGAGGCGGGCAGCCGGUAUGCAAAUAUCCGAGGGACCCAGGGAUGCUCCUCCCGCUGGGGUAAAAGGCGGGGCGGGGUGCGCACCGGACCAUAGAAGCCGCUGCCUCCCGGGAGCCGGCCGUGCGCUCCCGCGGAGCCUCCCACCCGGUGUCCCCGCGUGUCGUCCACAGCUCAGAUAGUCUCCCGCCUCUCCUGUCUUGGUGCCUGUCAGUAACUAGAUAACCAGAAGACUUACAAACAUGUCCGAGUUUUGGCUUAUUUCGGCCCCUGGCGAUAAGGAAAAUUUACAAGCUCUGGAGAGGAUGAACAGCGUAACUUCAAAGUCUAACCUGUCCCACAACACUAAAUUUGCCAUCCCAGACUUCAAGGUGGGGACCUUGGAUUCCCUUGUUGGUCUCUCUGAUGAGUUGGGGAAACUCGAUACCUUUGCUGAAAGCCUCAUAAAGAGAAUGGCGCAGAGUGUGGUGGAGGUCAUGGAAGACUCCAAGGGAAAAGUACACGAGAACCUCCUGGCUAAUGGAGUUGACCUGACAUCCUUUGUGACACACUUCGAGUGGGACAUGGCCAAAUAUCCUGCCAAGCAGCCACUGGUGAGCGUGGUGGAUACACUGGCCAAGCAACUGGCACAGAUCGAGACGGACCUGAAGUCGCGAACAGCCGCCUACAGUGUUCUGAAGGCCAACCUGGAGAACUUGGAGAAGAAGUCCACGGGGAACCUCUUCACUCGGACACUGAGUGAUAUUGUCAGCAAGGAAGACUUCGUACUCGAUUCUGAAUAUCUCAUAACCCUGCUGGUCAUCGUCCCCAAGUCAAGCUAUGUACAGUGGCAGAAGACAUAUGAGUCCCUAUCGGACAUGGUGGUCCCUCGGUCAACCAAAUUGAUCGCUGAGGACAAUGAAGGCGGCCUCUUCACAGUGACUCUUUUCCGAAAAGUGAUCGAAGACUUCAAAGUCAAAGCCAAAGAAAACAAGUUCAUUGUCCGGGAAUUUUACUAUGAUGAGAAAGAAAUUAAAAGAGAGCGAGAAGAGAUGACCAGGUUGCUGUCUGAUAAGAAACAGCAGUAUCAAACUUCCUGUGUUGCUCUUAAAAAGGGAUCAGCCACCUACCGUGACCACAAGGUUAAGGUAACCCCGCUAGGUAACCCUACUAGGCCUACUGCGGGGCAGACCGACAGAGAGAGUGAGGGCGAGGGUGAGGGACCUCUGCUGCGCUGGCUCAAGGUGAACUUCAGCGAGGCCUUUAUUGCCUGGAUCCACAUAAAGGCCCUGAGAGUGUUUGUGGAGUCUGUGCUCAGGUAUGGACUUCCAGUGAACUUCCAGGCUGUGCUCCUGCAGCCCCAUAAAAAGUCUGCCACCAAACGCCUGAGAGAGGUGCUCAAUUCAGUCUUCCGGCACCUGGAUGAAGUUGCUGCAGCAAGCAUACUGGAUGCAUCCGUGGAGAUCCCUGGCCUGCAGCUCAGCAACCAGGACUAUUUCCCCUACGUGUACUUCCACAUCGACCUCAGCCUUCUUGACUAGCUGGCCGGCCUGCUUCACUCAAGCCUCAGACCUUGUCAGACAACUGAGUCCUGCCGGAUUCUGACUCAGAAGAUACUCGCAGAUAUUAGUUAGAGUGUAUUUAUUUUUUUAAGAUACAAUAAAGUACUCAGUCCUGAGUCUUGUGUUCUAAUGUUAA